Aspergillus lentulus is the source of this 960-nucleotide messenger RNA. Its product is annotated as PAPA-1-like domain-containing protein. Lineage: Eukaryota; Fungi; Ascomycota; Eurotiomycetes; Eurotiales; Aspergillaceae. Gene Ontology annotation, cellular component: Ino80 complex. The record is from RefSeq and is a predicted model, not a curated record. Gene Ontology annotation, biological process: chromatin remodeling.
AUGCCUUCGAGCAAGCUUCGCGAAGCUACUGGGGCUAGCGCACGGGGUAGCACUUCAACCAGACGCUCCCACAAUGUCUUCACUGAAAAUCCCAUCAUCACGGGACCGCGGUCUAGCCGGCCCAAGAAGAGGCUCGUAGAGGUUAGCACAAGCGAGGGGGAUGACUUAGAAGACCAAGAGGAGGAUGAAGUCGACGAGGAUGCACCUGGUGAGGAGGACGUCGAUGCGGAUGGCGAUUUGGAAUUGGACGAUGCGCCGCCCCGACCACCAACUUCAAAAAGACAUGCCAAGGGUGCUGCCACAUCAACAGGAAAGGCUGUGAAGAGCGUGGAGGAGAAGGAGAUGGAAUUGGAGGAGGAAGACGACGAAGAUGAUGAGGAGCUAUCGGAGCUGGAUACGGAUGCCGAGGGUGAGCCUGAUGACCAGGACGAGAGUGGGCUUGGCAAUGGAAAUGGAGGAGACGAGGACCUGGAUGAAGAGGAUGAAGAAGACGAGGAGGACGAUGAUAGUGAAGAAGUCACACCCGGAGGCGACCUUAGCCGGUUAACCAAGCGGCAGAGAGGAACCCUGGGCAAUGACUUUUUGCAGCUUCCCAUGGAACCUCAAGUGAAGAAGCACCUAACGGCAGAAGAACGUGCUAUGCGUCGUGCUGAAAUGGCUCGAAGAAGAAAGAAUCUCAGCGAGAAGCGGAACGAGGAAGAAAAGAUGGACACGAUCAAUAGGUUGUUACGCAAGCAGGCUCCAAAACGGCGUGGUCGAAUCCCAGUUGCUGAAGCGGAAGCCAACGCCGCCGAGGCAGAGGCAGAAGAGGCAGAGAAACCACAGCCAACGAUGGUCAGAUGGGUCAGUGGCCGCGAGGGCAGUCGUAUCGGUGUGCCUGAAGAAUGGCUCGGAACUCCUGCGGGGCGCGUCUUUGGGGAAGCUCCUAACCGGCCAUCGAAGCUUGUGGAGGAGGUUUGA